AUGAAGCCUCGGGUUUGUCGCACUCAAAUAUUCACUAAAGUUUAAAUUAAGUUGAUGACUAGGUAAAAUCAUCUUAAGCAGAAAGCAGAAUCUAAGCAGAAAAGUGAGAAGAGAAAGGAAGAAUCAGUAUAUGGAAUCAUUUACACCUGUCAGGAGAGAUCUAACUCAAUCUCAUCUGAAAUAUAAACUCCAUGA
Stylonychia lemnae is the source of this 195-nucleotide messenger RNA. The record is from the annotation of a GenBank genome assembly. NCBI's taxonomy places the organism in Eukaryota, Ciliophora, Spirotrichea, Sporadotrichida, Oxytrichidae.